Aspergillus sclerotioniger CBS 115572 is the source of this 605-nucleotide messenger RNA. RefSeq names its product mitochondrial 37S ribosomal protein uS13m. Gene Ontology annotation, biological process: translation. The coding region runs from base 78 to 437 and encodes 119 amino acids. Gene Ontology annotation, cellular component: ribosome; small ribosomal subunit; mitochondrion. NCBI's taxonomy places the organism in Eukaryota, Fungi, Ascomycota, Eurotiomycetes, Eurotiales, Aspergillaceae. The transcript has 4 exons. Gene Ontology annotation, molecular function: structural constituent of ribosome; RNA binding. The record is from RefSeq and is a predicted model, not a curated record.
GUAGGGUAGCGCAGUGCAUAGGCAAUUGAAGAAAUACCCAUACUUUUCCAACAACCCAACGCACAGGAUCGAUCAAGAUGGUCUUCAUUCUAGGCGUGAACUUCCCCGAGCGAAACCUCGUCAAGAAAUCGCUCGAGUCCUUCUUCGGCAUCGGUAAUCUUACUUCGACCCGCCUACUUGCCCGCUUUCACAUUCACCCAACAUGCAAGGUUGGAGAUUUGGGAAACAAGCAGGUCCUUGAUAUCACGGCCGCCUUGUCCGACAUGAAGAUUGAGAACGACCUCCGGAGACAAUACCUUGAUAAUAUCAAGCGACUGAAGGAGACGGGUACUUACCGCGGUCGGCGUCAUGCGCUCGGUUUGCCCGUUCGGGGACAGCGGACGAGGAGCCAGAUCAAAACCGCUGUUAAGCUCAACCGCAUGGAGAGAAGAGUGUAAGAUUGAAAUGAUGGUUCUAUUAUUGCCCCCAGCGGGUCUUGCGUCCGAUUUCGUUUUAGUAGGGGCAUGGAAUGGCGUUAAAUUUUGUUCUUGUACUCUAGUGUCCUGGCUUGAUGAUCUCUUCCCCCGAGAUGUAUUUUAUGUAGACAAUGAAACAUCUGAUCGAAG